This is a messenger RNA of Rana temporaria (common frog), 1113 nucleotides long. RefSeq names its product intelectin-1-like. Lineage: Eukaryota; Metazoa; Chordata; Amphibia; Anura; Ranidae. Gene Ontology annotation, molecular function: oligosaccharide binding. The transcript is spliced from 7 exons. The record is from RefSeq and is a predicted model, not a curated record. Bases 30 to 1061 code for a protein of 343 amino acids.
AAUAAAUUGUCUUAUUUGCUCAGGUGAAGAUGUUGGUGCACAGUCUUCUAGUCCUCUCCUUGGCAGUUGCUACAGCAUUUUCUAACAAAUGUGAAUCUGCUUCUCUCUCUGAGAAGAAGGAGACCAUCCUGAACUUGUUGGCAUGCUGGGAUGAUAGCGCUGCAAAUAGGAUCGUAUCAGAUUCUGGGUACCCUACUGGAGGUGGGUACCCUACUGGAGGGGAUGCUGGAUACAGGAGCUGUAAGGAAAUCAAGAAUUCAGACAGAUAUGCUAAAGAUGGAAUUUACCAGCUGUCCACUGAAGAUGGAGUGGUCUAUCAGACCUUCUGUGAUAUGACAACCAAUGGUGGAGGUUGGACACUGGUAGCAAGUGUACACGAGAACAACAUGAAUGGGAAAUGCACACAAGGAGAUCGCUGGUCCAGCCAGCAGGGAGACAACCUCAAUAAUCCAAAAGGAGACGGAAACUGGGCAAAUUAUGCCUCAUUUGGGCUUCCAGAUGGUGCAACCAGUGAUGAUUACAAGAAUCCAGGAUAUUAUGAUAUUACUUCCAAAGAUCUAAGUCUGUGGCAUGUUCCCAAUGACACACCCUUGUCUCAGUGGAGGAAUUCAUCUCUGUUACGGUAUCGCACUGACAACGGUUUCUUUAAUCAGGAGGGUGGAAACCUCUUCCAGCUUUACAAGAAAUACCCUUUGGUUUACAACGUUGGAGCCUGUUUGGCAAACAAUGGUCCUGCUGUUCCUGUAGUGUAUGAUUUUGGAAGUGCCGAUAAGACAGCAUCUUACUACUCACCAUACGGAGCUAAAGAGUUCACUGCCGGCUAUGUCCAGUUCCGAGCUAUUAACUCAGAAAGAUCUCCCCUAGCUCUGUGCCCCGGUGUGAAAGUGACAGGCUGCAAUGUAGAGCAUCACUGCAUUGGAGGAAGUGGAUACAUCCCAGAAGGAGCGCCUCGUCAGUGUGGAGACUUUUCAGCCUUUGACUGGGACGGCUAUGGAACACACAUUGGAUGGAGUUCCACCAAGGAAAUUACUGAGGCAGCUGUCCUUCUCUUCUAUCGUUAAUUUAAAAACAGUUCAUAUUUUUCAAUAAAGUAAAUUGCAUUUUUGCAUCAAA